Symbiodinium sp. CCMP2456 is the source of this 1110-nucleotide messenger RNA. The record is from the annotation of a GenBank genome assembly. Lineage: Eukaryota; Dinophyceae; Suessiales; Symbiodiniaceae.
AUGGAGACAGCCAGGAGCUCUGCGAUCACAGGCGCUGUGUCCGCGUGGCCUGCGCAGGAGGCCUUUGUCACGGCCCCUUUACUUUCCCAGGAUGCGCGAAGGCAUGCCGCCGGUCAGCGACUGGACUGCUCAUGUAGCUAUUUCUGGUCCAAGCUCGCUGCCCAACGUGGUGCCAUGCUGCGGCUGCAAAGCGCAGCUCGGGAUUCCCUGUGCCUCUGCGGCCGGCAAACGAAAAAGCUGGGUAGUGUCCUGUGGUCGAGGCCUUUCAGCGACAGCAAUGAUUCGGACGUGUCGAUGCAGCAAAAGGUCAUUUUCACGGCGAAGAAGCCAGAAAAACCGGCUGAAGACACGAAGAAGGCCAUCAGACAUGCCACAAUGCUGAUGGCUGGCGGCAUGGGCUCAGCAUUCAUGGGAAUGGCACCAUUCGCCAGUCCCAAUUUCUUCAUGAUAGGUUUGCUGGCGGCCAUGGUCCAAGUGCACUUCGGCUAUGGGUACAUGCAGCGGAUAUACUGGACACAGCGGAGGCGAUACGUUCUGAAGAUGGAGAGAACGGAGGAUGCCAAUGGUGUCGUCACAGUCACGGUGAACUGCGAUGCCGGCGUCACAAGAAAAUUCCAGCUGACCGAUGAGGCCCCGGCUGACGCAAAACCUUCUUUGAAGGAGAUCAUAGAGAAGGGCGGCACCUUCAUGUUCAUAGACAGGAAGGCAGGCGAAAUCCAGGAUCCAGAGAUGCUGGACACACUCCUCCAGUCUGACCGCGGAAUUCGAAACGAAGAGGUGACAGCAGAGCCUGUGAUGGAGGAGACGAAGGAACAGUCGCUCCAGAUCGUCCAGAAGUUCAAGGACUUAAAUCGAGAGCACCUUGACAAGAUCCCGGAGCAGGACAACAAGACUUCACCACAGGAGGGCCUGCGCCAGCUGGAGAGGACGGCACAAAUGGUCGGUUCUGGCUGCAUGGUCGGUGGAAUCCUGAUCUGGGUGCUGGGCGAUUGGAGUGCACAAGCUGCCAUCCGAGCUGCUUCAGAAAACUACAAACCUCAAGCAACAUUGUCACCGGAGGGGUCGGAUCCUCCGCAGACGCGCGGCACCUAUUCCCGGGCAGUGCAAUGA